Oldenlandia corymbosa var. corymbosa is the source of this 3687-nucleotide messenger RNA. NCBI's taxonomy places the organism in Eukaryota, Viridiplantae, Streptophyta, Magnoliopsida, Gentianales, Rubiaceae. The record is from the annotation of a GenBank genome assembly.
UUUUAUUUGUAUAUUUAUACACAACCGGAGUAACCGCCACCGAGCCAGCAAGGAGUAAACACGGUUUGGGGGUGCCACUGGUCAGGCGUUCUUCGCCAUUGCAACUUCGCAGAGCUAGGUCACGCUUCAGUGUUUCUCUUCGAUCAUCUCAUCGACGGAAUCGGGUUGAACCGGAGGUUCCAAAUGAAGGGUAAUACAAGCACUGAUGCUGCUUCGGAACAUUCGCCUGGUAGUCCCUUUCAUCAUUGCAUUUCUUCAUACUCCAGGAACUACAUAGAGGAAGAGUCUCUUGGUAGAGGAGGUGGUGGGAAAGUCAAAAGAUGUCAGCAUAAACUUGAUGAGAAGCACUAUGCAGUGAAAAUUAUACCUUACAACGAAGACAAAGAAGCUGAAGCACUCAAUGAGCUGAAGAUCCUGUCAACCUUUCAGCAUACCAAUGUUGUUCGUUACUACUAUUCCUGGAAAGAAGAAUUUGUGGUCGAUUCAGCAUCUUCAGAUUCAGCUUCGAGCUCGAGUUCCAAUCUUGCUUAUAACAGAACCUUAUACGUAGCAAUGGAGCUUUGUCAACGCACACUAAGAGCAGCUUUCCAGGAGAAUAGGGAUUUCAGUCCAGAAGAUACAGAAAGGAUGCUCAAAGAAAUGGCAGAGAGCUUAAAGUGUAUCCAUGACAAAAAUGUUAUUCACUGUGAUAUAGCAGCGGAUAACAUUUUCUUGGACUUUGGAGGGAAAGCAAUGAUAGGAGACUUUGGAUUGGCUGAGUUUUUGAAAGAUGGAAAGAGUUCGAUUGAGUGCGAAGCUAGAGGCAAAGUGUUAUAUCAUGCUCCAGAGCUGAGCACUGAAGGUGAAAAGAGAAUGGUGAAUUUCACCAAAGCAACUGACAUAUAUGCCCUUGGUCUUGUGAUGCUCGAACUGCUCUUUCCUUCAGAAACAUAUAUGGGAACUAAAAACUUGUUUGAUGAAGCCAAAAAAGAUACUUUCCCUGAGAAAAAUGACAAAGUAUCCGAACUCCAAUAUGAUACAAUACAGAGGAUGUUGUCCUUGAAUGCAGAUGAUCGUCCCACGGCUUUGCAGGUUCUCAAUGCACUUUCUUGAGGUAACCGUAAUCCUUUCAAAGUCCAUUGAUUUCAGUUUGCUCCUGUAUGUCGUCUUCUUUUCUUAGUUACUUUUCAAAUUUCCCAUUGUUCUGUCUUAUUUCUUAAUUGGUGCCUUUUUGUCUUCAGAAGUUUAGAGACUAUUUUCGUGCCAUUUUUUUUUUUAAUUUCCUUAAUGUUAGAACCAUUGAUAAAUUUCUGCUGUGUUAUUACAACCUUGUUGUUACAUAUAAUCGUUUGUAGCAUUCUUCUUUUGGGAACGUAAUAUUCAUGUUAUAUUACACUUGGCUUGAGUAUUUUUAAGGUACAUGUAUAUCUUCCUUUUGGUCUCACAGCUGAACUGAUGACUAGUUAUCAUUUAGAUGGAAACAUUUCCUCCAUCUUUUCUUAAGCUUCCAUAGGAUUUCUUUCAUUUGUGAGAAUACUGAGAUGAAGAACAGUAAUUACAUUAUUAAUAUAUUCCUUUUUCAUGAGUAUAAAGCGCGGGCUGAAUUUCUUCUCUGAUUCUCUGAUGGUUACUGGGGAGAGUGGGUGCACAAUUGCCAAUAUUGACAAUUCUACGUGCUCAGUUUAUUUCUGUAUGAACUUUUACUUUGAGUUGUAAUGUCUGCUGACCUUAACUGACGGAGUUUCUGCCUUUUCAACCACUUUCACGCUUUUUGAAAUUGUUAAUCUCUUGCUUUUUCUCUGUUGUAAUGGCUGAAAAAGCUCCUACUUGUGCAAUUGACCUUUUAUCAUCUUCCUCCUAUGAUUCCUGAUACUAGGAUUUUUGGCCGUGGAAAAUUUGUUGCAGUUUUGGACUGCUUAUCAAAUGCAUCUUCCUUCCGUUCCAUGGUCAUCAUUGUACGUAAUGUUACGAGGGUGUCUACAUGUUAUGUAUAUUUCUUGUAAUCUUUUGUACACAACUGGUUAUUAGUUUGGAGAGAUAGGAUUUUGUGAUCUUCAAAAUGUUACGCGACAGAAGUAAUAUACAUAAGUUACUAAGAUUUAGCGUGUUUCUUCUAUUCACUCUCACACAUAUACACAGAACCCUGACCUCUUAUGUUUCAGGAUUUUCAUAGUCUUUAUGUUUCAGGAUUUUCUUAGUCAAGAGGCUAAAUAUGUGUUUAUUUAUUAGUCAUGCAUAACGUGGCCAAUCAUGUAGCACUAAUUUUGAACCCUGAGGAGAAAAAUGAAGGCCCAUAAAUUACUUUAACUGAAUAAGAGUACAUCCUCGUAAAACUCUUGGAUGCGUAUCAGUUAAAAUGGCUUUGUACUUUGAAGCCAUGGUUUGCUUUAGUUUUCUCGAAUGGAUGGGUUUGAUUUUGCUAUGAGUAUCUCUGGAUUCAUGAUACAUCGUUUACUUUGUAUCCAUUAUCAUAGAGCACAAAACCUUGUGUACGGUUUUCCAUAGCACCAAACCUUGUAGGGGUCUAAAUUCUCUUGAUCUCCUGGAAGCGUCUAGCGACACAUAAUCUAGAUAGAUUAUUUAAAAUAUGGGUUUAUGUGGAUUAUUCAUCAGCAUGGCAUUUUAUCUUGUGAUGGAAGUUUAAUGCAUAACAUGUUAGUUGGUUGUUAUUGUUCAGCAAAACCACGUUGUUUACAAGAUCUUUAUGUGCAAGUGGUUUUAGGAUUUUUGUUUUUUUGAUGCGUGGUUUAGGUUUUUUGUUUUUGGGAUGCUUAUCAUUGUCAAAUCUGUUUAAGCUUAAUAUGUAAUCUGGUUUAGUUUGUUACAUUGGGUUGCUGCUAGGAGGUUGUUGAGAUGUGUGAAAUCUUCUUGAUAAAGUAUUCCAUUAGGUCCUUCCAAGUACGUCUCCAUUAGGUCCUUCCAAGUACGUCUAGCCCUUGCUACUUCGAUUUGGAAAAGUGAUAUAAAAGUUCCACCUUGUUCACCUCUAUGUUUGCUGUAUCUUAUGCCAACUGUUUUGCCGUUACCUGCCCAUGGACAUCAGAAUAUCAUGUCACUGGGAAAUUAUUCGUGUUGGGAUCUGUAUAUCUGUUUUCAAUUCUUAGUGUGCUACGUACUAGCAGCCAAGUGUUUGCAAUUUUCGAGUUUAGUUCCUCCGUUUAUUGAUUUUUUAACUUUCUAUACAACUGCAAAUAUACAGGUAUUUACUUCAGGAGAUUCAGAAGCUGUCUGGGGUACUUAAGCAGAUUUAGAAGCUGACAAGGAUGCUACAAAUUUCUUUAGGUGUUUUGAAGACAUCGCAGGAAGCAUUAGAUUGAACAGUUGACAAGCAAUACAUGCUUUUUACAGAAGUUCUGGUGCAUGUACAUAUUCAGCUUAUAAUUGCUAGUUUUUUGCUCCUUUGUUAGAUCGAUAAUAUACAUACGAAAAGGGUUUCUCCCUAAUUUUAGAGAUGAUGAUUGUCAUCCAUCCCUGGGCAAGGAAUGAGUUUAAGUCUUUGUUUUUACUCUGUAGGCUUGUGAAGCCAUGGAAGUGCAUAUAUUAUGAUAAACUGCAUUACCUUUAGAUCGUAUCAAAUGAUAGACGCUAAGCUAUCCAUUUCUAAGCCAUUCUUGAGAGAGACAGAGAGAGACGGAGCUAUACAUUUCUAUGUGAUUGUUAAAAUGCAUUACCGUUCUGGGAAAUAACAUAUGAAAUGUCAGCUUGAGG